AUGCUAUUUGAUUCAUUGACAAAAGAAGAAUUUGCAGAAUUUCAAGGUGCCACAUUCAUAUUUUUGUAUACUUUUAUAGAUAUUUUUGAUGAUGCACAAUCAAUGUUUAAUAUUCAAGAAAUAUUUAAUUUAACUUUAAAUCUCCUUCAAAACCAUGAUAAUCAUAGCACGAAGUAUUGCUUAGAUUUCAUGACACGAGUAAUAAUGAAAUUUCAACUUGAUCUUGAUUUAAUUGAAAUUAACGAGAUUAUCCAGAAAUUUUAUGAUAGCAAUAUAGAAGAUAUUAUUGCCACUAAUAAUUUUUUAAUUCAGUAUAUUAGAAAGGUAAAUACUCCAGAUCAAAUUCAUCAAAUUUAUGAAAUUAUAAUUAAUAAUUUACUUUCAAUUAACGAUUGUUCAACAUUUGAAGUCCUUUUAGAAUUAUUUGCAAAUGAUGGAAAUAUGAUUCAGCAUUAUGUCGGAACCUCUCAUUUUUUGGAAUUUUUGAAGAAAUUCAAUUCUAUUAACAAUGAAUUCAAUAGUGUGCACGUUAAGAAUGCGAUAAAAUUCUUAUCAUUUGUAAUUUCUUCACAAAAUGACAUGGAAAAAGCCAAAAACAUUACUAAUUUGAUCAAUUUUAUGAAUUUAUGCGAAAUGUUCGAAACAACUGAUUCUAAUGAUUAUUUCAAAGAACUUGUUGAACUAUUCAUAUGCAUUCUUGAUACAGAUCCACAGAAUUUUAUGAAAUUAUUCAUUGAUAACAAUAUUGUUAUGAUAUCAAUAGACGAAUUUAUACAUGGCACGCACUCAAGAUCUGUAAUAAUUAUCAAACUAAUUGAAAAGUUAUUUGCUUAUUUUCCAGAUAUUAUGCUAGAUUUUCUUUUAUCUGACUCUUUUUUUCAGACAAACAAUCUUUUAUCAUUUCAUGAAGCAGAAAGUAUGGAUUUCUGCGUGUUUAUCUUUGAUGUCAUAAAUUUUGCAAAAGCAAAACCAGAUAAAUUGGAAUUCAUUGUACAGCAGUUAGAAGAAUCUGAAUUUCUUGAAGAUUUGAAUGAAUUAAUGGAAUCAAAUCCGGAAUACUUUGGAGAAAUUUGUCAAGCAAUUCUUAACACAUUAAAACUAGAAUAA
Molecule: messenger RNA, 1107 nt
Organism: Trichomonas vaginalis G3
Lineage: Eukaryota; Parabasalia; Trichomonadida; Trichomonadidae
Product: armadillo (ARM) repeat-containing protein family
Exons: 1
Coding region: 1-1107 (368 amino acids)
Source: RefSeq, a predicted model, not a curated record